Molecule: messenger RNA, 3918 nt
Organism: Sitophilus oryzae (rice weevil)
Lineage: Eukaryota; Metazoa; Arthropoda; Insecta; Coleoptera; Curculionidae
Product: TWiK family of potassium channels protein 7-like
Exons: 9
Coding region: 107-1261 (384 amino acids)
Biological process (GO): potassium ion transmembrane transport; stabilization of membrane potential
Cellular component (GO): membrane
Molecular function (GO): potassium ion leak channel activity
Source: RefSeq, a predicted model, not a curated record
UCUUACGAAGCCGGCGUUAAUCUUCAACCCUAUCAAUGACCAUAUCAGCACCAUCUGCUGCGCUUCCACCACCAUCGACAUCCUCCGGCCAUAUCUCUUUGUCACGAUGAUACGAGAUCACGAUUCGGCCUCGCCUUUCGCCGACUAUCAGAACACAUAUCUGCGCCGGAUAUCGCCUCCAGGUAGUCCAGCGGUAAACAAGUGUUGUUAUGAUCACAAGAAUCACUACCCAAAAGAACCUUCAUUCUUUUGCUGCUGUUACUCCUGCCCUGGGCCAAGGUCAACCUCCAUUUUAGCAACACUGGGAAUUUGCUGUUUGGUUUUAGCGUAUACGAUCAUCGGAGCAUUUACAUUCAUGGCUUUAGAAGGUGACCUUUAUCAAGACACAGCUGUUGCCGCGUCCAAAGCCAACCCUCAAAGUGACAACAACGCUAUCGGGGCGCUGAGGGCAGAGACUGUGAGUAGACUUUGGAGCAUAACUGAAGACUUGAAUAUUUUGUAUAAAGAAAACUGGACCAAGCUUGCAGCGGAGGAAGUGUUAGUGUUUCAGGACGCUCUGUUCAAAGCUCUGAGAAAUAGUGAUAGUGGUUACAGUGCUAACGUGGGGACUAUGUCGUACUAUCAGCAAAAUCUACACAAAUGGAGCUUUAGUUCGAGCUUCUUGUAUUCGCUGACGCUGAUUACUACAAUCGGUUAUGGUUCAGUAUCUCCCAGAACAUCAUGGGGUAAACUAGUAACUAUCAUCUAUGCAUUGAUAGGCAUCCCUUUAAUGUUACUCUACUUAUCCACCACCGGGGAUGUUCUUGCUAGAAGCUUUCGUCGAUUGUAUGGUAAACUAUGUGGCAGCAAGACAAACCCACAAAUUCCACAACAACAAAUACAACAAAGAUGUGCAUGCAGCAACACUGUACGAGUACCUGUAACGCUAUGUCUGGUGAUAGUUUUGGCCUAUAUAUGUUCCGGUGCGAUGCUGUUUCAUCGACUGGAGAACUGGUCGUUAUUAGAAGGAAGUUACUUCUGCUUUACCAGUUUAGGCACAAUAGGGUUUGGAGACCUACUUCCUGGUCAAAAAGCUGACGAGGUGUCCCUUUGCGCAUGCUCGGCUUACAUUUUGACUGGAAUGGCCCUAGUAGCUAUGUGUUUCAGUCUGGUCCAGGAUGAAGUAAUAGCGUUGUUAAGGUAUAUCGGAGCUUCGUGUUCGAAGAACACUCCUAAAAUUAAAAACGACGAAGAGGCUGUGACAUCGCUGCCUGGUUCUUGACAACGACCUACGACGGAGGGUGCGGCUCCGUCAAAAAUGGCAGGCAGAAGAUCACCGCCAGUCCUACAUCAUAACAGCCUACCUAGAAAAAGUAAUUUCCACAGAAACACGCCGGCGAGAAGAUCUGCUGCCGGUUAUGGAGCUGAACCACUGAUAGAAUACUUCGUGCCACGUAGCAUGAGCGAGUUUGACUUGUCCAUAGCAGCAGGGGAUUCCCCGCCAGUGCCAAACUUUCUUCCUUUAACAGUCAGAGCUCCCAGAAAAAUGAACAACGCCAACGCCAAACAAAAAGAGAAAAUGGUCACCUUUGAAGAUGAGAUGGCUUCCAGAUUAGGCAAGACUGCAGAUCUCCAAGACGUGUUCAUGUGACAAAAGGGAUAGCAAUUACUGAAAGACGUUAAGCUGUCGGAUUUAGGCAACCUUGACGCCGUCAAAAAAGAACUGAAAGCAUUUAAGAACUUCAAAUUGUGCGAAGACUUGAAAAAGUGCGAAGACAAUUGUUCGUGUAACACCGAGCAAGAUUGUGAUAUAUGUAAAGUGCUCGACUUCACACUAAAAAAGGACAAGUUAUAGUUGAGGGUGUUGCUGGAUAGCAGUGACGACAAUAGUGAUAAGCAAGAUAUAGACUUGGACAUUAGCCCAGGCAUUGAUGGGUAAACAAAUAUCUUGUAAAUAAUGAAGAAAUAAAUUCUUUGGCCUUGAAAAUAUUGUCUGAAUAAAUGUUUGUAUAUAUGAUAAAUAAAAUAGUACUAAUUUGAGAUAUGUUUGUCAUACAAUGAUAUUAAUAAUUUUUUGUAUAUGGAAUUUUAUAGAUAGAUAUAAAAUAAAAAUAUUGAAUUUGGACUAUUCUUAUUGUUUUUAAUAGAAUAGCAAAUACUAAAAUCUGUCGAAAUCUUUCCUGAUUCGCUGGGCAGACUUUACAAUAACUUUUUAUUUCUAUCAAAAAUAAACAAUACGGAAGUCCAAAACCAACUUUUUUAUCAACGGUACUUUUUGUAUUCUACUUUCUAAGAAAGAUAUACUUACAUAAUGUUUAUUACAUCAAAACGUUUGUUUUCCUAAUAAUUGUACUAUAUAUGUAUAUUUUAUUUAACAAAAAUUGAAAAAAAACAAACACAAAACUAAUCAGAUGGAAAUAGAGAUCUAAGGUCUAAAUUAAAGUUAGAAAUGGCACCUAUAACUUCACAAGCAACGUUUUCAAAAAUCUUUAUAUAAAAACAUUAGGACCGUUUAAAAUAUGAUUUACAAAAAAUAACUAACAAUACAAAUUCAUCAUAGUAGGCCAAGGAAGUAAAAAUAUUUAUAAAUAUGUUAUUGUUCACAACUAAAAGAAUGUUUUCAAUGAUCAUUUAAUACUACGUCAUCUAUUGUGGUACUCCCUCUUAGGACACUACUUGAAAAUCGGAUGACGUCAUUCCGGCAUUUCGUGCACGCUGUUUUUGGUAAUGGUCAUUUGCUUUGAAAUUAUAGUUUUGUAUACGUUAUAUCGACCAAUGUGAAAAUAAAAAUAUAGAUUACUCUGUCAAAUGAAUUCAACUUUUAUUCUUACUAAAAUGCCUCGUCUAUUUAGCGUGAACGAACAACCUCUCAUUGCAAAUAAAAAAAAUUAUUUAAUUUUUAUUUAAUCAAAAAACUGAACUCGCUCAAUAAUUUCGGAACGCACUUAAAAUUUUCUAACUACCUAAAACGCGUACAUAUUUUAUAAAUGAUGACAUACCAUUGGAUGAUUUUUGUAAGUCAAUAUUAAAUAAUUUAUACUUUGGUAUUUUUUAAAAAAGCAAGAAAAACAUUAAAACAUUAAUUAUUAUUAUUUUUAAUAAGCAUUAAAAAUUAUAGCAAAUGUUAAGUAAAAAUAAGCACCUUAUUUGUUUUAGCAAUAAAAAUAAGAAUGAAAAAAAAUAAACCUGCUUUCCAAUUUAUUUUGAUAACAAAUAUCAAAUUUAUUGCAAUGGGUUAUAGAAAAAAUACAAUCAUUCUCGCCGCGUAUUGCUUCUAAAGUAAACGAGUACCAGUAAAGACCUCGAAAACACAUAUUAUCUAAUAGUCCCCCAUACACCAGAAGAUUUAUCUUGCCGACUGGGCCUGAGACAUUUCCGCUUGUGGGCGGACCAAGUAUGUGGCAGACCAAAUCCGCAGACUUGAUCUGUGAGAUUAAGCAGUAUUUUGAACAACUAACUGUUAACUAUUUGAGACCCCCAAAACACGUAUUCUCUAAUAGUCCCCCAUACACCAGAAGAUUUAUCUUGCGGACUUGGCCUGAGACAUUUCCGCUUGUGGGCGGACCAAGUAUGUGGCAGACCAAAUCCGCAGACUUGAUCUGUGAGAUUAGAGCAGUAUUUUGAACAACUAUCUGUUAACCAUUUGUCAUGGUAUUUUUUUAUUUAGCUAACUUAUUUAAUAAUCGGAAUGUAAAUGAAUAAGUGUAAAAAAAUUCAGUAGUUGUAUGAAGAUUUCUGUGGAAAUCAUUAUAGAAGAAAAAAUCAGUAGGGUUGAUUAUGGUGCCCCAAACAUCAAAAGCAAUCAUUUCUUGAUUUCUACAGUUAUUCAUUUUACACCCUAUAAUUUAUUGAACAGUUGCCAAAAAGCAGCAUGACUAAUUUUAUUGUAAAUAGUGUAUAUAAAAAUAAAAUUAAUAACAAACUAUACAUAGUUUUUUU